Molecule: messenger RNA, 1758 nt
Organism: Aedes aegypti (yellow fever mosquito)
Lineage: Eukaryota; Metazoa; Arthropoda; Insecta; Diptera; Culicidae
Gene: wmd
Product: serine-threonine kinase receptor-associated protein
Exons: 3
Coding region: 490-1479 (329 amino acids)
Biological process (GO): spliceosomal snRNP assembly
Cellular component (GO): SMN complex
Molecular function (GO): RNA binding; protein binding
Source: RefSeq, a predicted model, not a curated record
ACAUCAGUUUGUCAGUCGGUUCGGAACUGGAGAGCAGCAAACACUCGCACUCGAAAAUCGUUUCCUCACACCACUUUUGCUUCUCGACUGUAAAGAAGGUGCUUCUUUUUUGCUGCUGCGAGCACAAAGAGAGCCAAGUUUCAGCUCAGCCUAAGUCGGUGUUGGUUAGCUUUUAGUUUUUCAUUCUGUUCACACAUUGUUUUUUAAUGUCCUCUUCGCUGAAGUGAGGAAAAUUAGUAGAGGUCCUGCUAUAUAUUUGUUUUUAAAUAUUUUUCCUACAAAUUUCAAAUAUCGGAUUAAGUGCUUUUAUAAAGUUAAGGUGAAACCCGAGUCGGCAAAAUACCCGUCAUUUUUUAUUGCUUUGAAGAGUGCUCCGCAAAAGAAGUGAAAAAUUAGCUUUGCCAGCAAGUGAAAUUAUUGUGCGGAAGAAAUCGGAAAUAAGUUCCAAGUCAGCUGCUCAAGGUCCUGCGUUUAGAAGCCGUGUGGAAGAUGGCCAACCUGAAGCAGAUUCCGCUGACAUGUUCCGGCCAUACCCGACCGGUGGUGCAUUUGGAUUUCAGCGAUUUGACCGACUGCGGAUACUUUCUGAUAUCGGCCUGCAAAGAUGGUAAACCAAUGCUGCGUCUUGGAGACACCGGAGAUUGGGUAGGCACAUUUGAAGGCCACAAAGGUGCCGUGUGGGGUGUUGCCCUCAACAACAAAGCCACACUGGCCGCAUCUGGAGCUGCAGAUUUUACCGGAAAAAUUUGGAACGCAGUGACAGGCGAAGAAGUACACAGCCUUCAACAUAACCACAUUGUAAAAACGGUUGCAUUCGAUAGCAAUAGUCAAUGUCUGGUAACUGGAAGCAAUGAAAAACUAGUCAGAGUAUUUGAUCUAAACGCAUCAGGUACACCCGUGGAAUCAUACUCUGGUCAUGCUGGUAACAUUAAACGGGCCAUAUUUGCUCGUAACGACAAGUAUGUUAUUAGCUGCGCUGAUGACAAAACCAUGCGCCUGUGGGAUCGUACAAGUGGACAGGAAACCAUGCGCGUUGAAUUCAACGCACAUCCAAACAGUUUGGAGCUGUCACGAGAUGGAAACAUAUUGACUGUUACCUAUGGCUCUAACGUUGCCUUCUUUGAAACGGAAACACUGAAGAAGAUGAAGGAAAUCGUUGUGCCAACCAAAGUCAGCUCAGCCAGCUUGCAUCCUGACAAACAAAUGUUCGUUUGUGGUGGAGAAGAUUUCAAAAUGUACAAAUUUGACUACAUAACUGGCAACGAAAUUGAAUCUUUUAAAGGUCAUUUCGGACCCGUUCAUGCCGUGAGCUUCAGCCCAGAUGGAGAAUUGUACGCAAGUGGAUCGGAGGAUGGCACACUUCGACUGUGGCAGACCACAGUUGGUAAGACCUACGGCCUUUGGAAGUGCACUGAGCCGACCGAUCUCAACAAUACAGUCAAUUCUACUGCUACUACUCGUGAAGUGACUGCCAACUAAGCUCUACACCUGCAUUGAACAUCAUUUGAAUUCAAUAAAAUGAAAAUCAAUAGCCGGUAAGUUACUUUUAUUUCUAUUUUAAUUUCUUGUGUUAUUUAACACAGGAAUUUAUGAUUUAUCCCGCCAACUUAACAGUGUAAUUAUUCCAAUGAAAUUAAAAUAUCUUUUUUUUUUCUAGACAGCAAUCAGUGUAUUCAUUGCUUGAAAAUUUUGAUAGGUUUAAAACACGUACAUGAUAGUAAUUUAUUAUUUUCAACGAUUAAAUCGCGUUGUCCCAAA